This is a messenger RNA of Anarrhichthys ocellatus (wolf-eel), 799 nucleotides long. It is a transcript of the gene bcap31, whose product is annotated as B cell receptor associated protein 31. Gene Ontology annotation, biological process: intracellular protein transport; endoplasmic reticulum to Golgi vesicle-mediated transport. The record is from RefSeq and is a predicted model, not a curated record. Gene Ontology annotation, cellular component: endoplasmic reticulum membrane; endoplasmic reticulum. The transcript has 5 exons. NCBI's taxonomy places the organism in Eukaryota, Metazoa, Chordata, Actinopteri, Perciformes, Anarhichadidae. Bases 150 to 689 code for a protein of 179 amino acids.
AAAAACGGAAACCGGAAGCGUUUAAGACCAGGAAGCCAAGCACACUAGCAGGCUAACAGCUGUGAACGGAGCGGACUGAAGUGCUUGAAGCUCAACACACCAGCGCGUGCACCAAGUUUGUGUUUUCGGGAUUUUUCUCAGGAGUCAGGAUGAGUCUCCAGUGGACGGCGGUGGCCACCUUCCUCUACGUCGAGGUCUUCUUCGUCCUGCUGCUCUGCAUCCCAUUCAUCUCUCCUAAGAGGUGGAGUAAGAUCUUCAAGUCUCGGAUCAUCCAGACCAUCGCUCUCUAUGGGAACACUUCAUUCAUGGUGGCCAUCGCCAUCCUCGUCUUCCUGCUCAUCGAUGCGUUCCGUGAGGUGAGGAAGUACAGCGUGACGGAGAAGGUGGAUCUGACCAACAACCCGACGGCCAUCGAACACAUUCACAUGAAACUGUUCAGAGCUCAGAGGAACGAGUACAUCGCCGGCUUCGCCCUGCUGCUCUGCAUGUUGCUUCGUCGUCUCGCCACUCUGCUCUCCCAGCAGGCCACACUCAUGGCCUCCAACGAGGCCUUCAAGAAGCAGGCGGAGGGAGCCAGCACCGCCGCCAAGAAGUACAUGGAGGACAACGAGCUGCUGCAGGAGGUGGGACACAGUCUCUCUCACGCACGCACGCACGCACGCUCAGUCAGUCUCUCUGUUGUAAUCUGACCUGUUCGUACGGGGUGAAAAGAUCACCAAGUCCUCUGCUGCUAAAAGGAGAAUUUACCUCAUCUGCAUGUGACACACACACGCUCAGUCACACACACACACACACACAC